AUGCCUCCCAAAGCCACAAAGCGAGCCGGCAAGGCCCCCACUUCCUCCAAGAAAGCCAUCCCACCACCCUUUACUCCAGCACCCCCCGAGCUGUCCACCCUUCUUUCUACAUUCGAUCCUACCCUCGUCUACAUAGCACACGUCGACCCGCAUCCCGCCUGGUUCAAGCGACGCAUCUUCACCGUGCCCGUCCUGUUAAACACCAGCAUCGUGCUCCUCCUCCUAUGGCGCGCCUACUCCCUCGGACCCCAUUACUGGGACAUUCUACAAUCCGUGCUCGGCAAUCACAAUGAAACCACAAUAUACUGGGACUCUACACCGUGGGGCUCUCUGAUCUGGCAGCUGGGCAAGCGCACGGCCAUGUUCAUGUUGGAUUUCGUGCUAUUCCGCUUUGUCGCCCUCUGGCCCUUUUCCUUCUUCAUCGAGCAGCCCGGAAACCCCGUGAGCUGGCGAUGGAGCGUAGGCUUCCGGGACGAAGAAGUCUACGUACGUGUUAGCCGAGGCUGGGGCGCCAAGGAUCUCUUAGGAGAAGCAGAAGGAGGAAGUGGGCGAGCAGGAAGUGAGAAUCCCUUUUUCAAAACUAGAGUCCUACCCGCUGUAGACCAGAAGCGACUCCGAGAGAAGACGGGCUACAUGCUUAUGGACGCGGAUUUCGACCUCGAUUUCUUCGGCAUGGUGGCUGCGACACAGCUCCUCGAUCGCAAAGACAUUUCGCUUGAUCACCUGCGCAAAUCCGUCUUCGUAUACGUGGGCGAUGCAGAGACGGAAAACGGUCAAUGGGCGGUUUGGGAAUGUGCGAAGCUUGACGAGGGCUCGGAAACGGAGGCCAGGGACAAGGUCAUUGCGUUCAAGGAUAAGCUGACGGCUAUGGGCAAGGAGAGCUUGUUCUUCCGCUGGGUCGAGCUCAUUCAGUACGAAAGUAAUGCGCCAGGGGGUUUCACGCAGGAGAGACAGAUUGAGGCUGCCAAGAAGGUCAAGACGAUGUUUGAGAAUGAAGGCGUCGACUUCGAGGCUUUCAGCAAAGAAAUUGGUGGUAUGGAUGGAAUCUCUGGUGUGUAGCUUAUGUUCUCCCCUAGUGGGGUUGCAUGAAAAGCGGCUGUGCCGCGGUGAUUCCUAUA
This is a messenger RNA of Pyrenophora tritici-repentis Pt-1C-BFP, 1118 nucleotides long. Its product is annotated as Atrophin-1 domain containing protein. Lineage: Eukaryota; Fungi; Ascomycota; Dothideomycetes; Pleosporales; Pleosporaceae. The record is from RefSeq and is a predicted model, not a curated record.